Musa acuminata subsp. malaccensis (wild Malaysian banana) is the source of this 1854-nucleotide messenger RNA. RefSeq names its product probable polygalacturonase. Gene Ontology annotation, molecular function: polygalacturonase activity. Lineage: Eukaryota; Viridiplantae; Streptophyta; Magnoliopsida; Zingiberales; Musaceae. Gene Ontology annotation, biological process: carbohydrate metabolic process. The record is from RefSeq and is a predicted model, not a curated record.
UUUACGUCCCGCGCUCCACUUUAAUUGCCGGAACCCUUUCCUCCCUGGCCAAAACCCCACCUUUUCCAGUCGCAUUGUCCUCCGCAUCUCCUCUCUCCACCCUGAUCAUGUUCUUCUCCCGGAGGUCCACCGAUUGAUCCCGGUUUCAUCUCUGUUCUUGGGGGAAAGGUGGCAGAUCCGAUCGAUUCCUAGGGCUUCCUUUUGCGCCAGAUCAUGGUGGAGGUCUCCUCCUCCGGGUGGAGAUCGACGUUCCAUCAGCACCCCAGAUGGCUGAUGGGGCUCCUUACGAUGCACAGGACGCUGGUUCUGGCGCUCUGGGUCGUGGGGUUCUGUCUGGUGUUCGGAUGGCAGGUGAGCUCCAUUGACGGGAUCACGCUCUUCCGGCGGAGGGUGGCGGUGGCGCGCCCGUUGCCGAGGCUGCGACCCGUGGCGUUCAAUUUGACGGAUUUCGGAGGGGUCGGGGAUGGGAAGACGUUGAACACCGCGGCGUUUGAGCGCGCCGUGGAGGCGAUUUCGAAGCUUGGGUCGAGAGGAGGCGGGCAGCUCAAUGUGCCGGCUGGGCUCUGGCUCACAGCGCCCUUCAAUCUCACCAGCCACAUGACUCUUUUCCUCGCCGAGGAUGCAGUGAUUCUUGGAAUCGAGGAUGAGAGUUACUGGCCCUUGAUGCCUCCUUUGCCAUCGUAUGGAUAUGGCCGAGAACACAAGGGACCUCGAUAUGGAAGUCUCAUUCAUGGCCAAAAUCUGAAGGAUAUUGUUAUAACUGGACAUAAUGGUACGAUCAAUGGUCAAGGUCAGGCUUGGUGGACAAAAUACAAAAAAAGGAUUCUCACAUAUACAAGAGGUCCUCUUGUUCAACUCAUGUGGUCCAAGGAUAUAGUCAUUUCCAACAUAACACUUCGUGACUCUCCUUUCUGGACGCUUCAUCCCUUUGACUGCAAAAAUGUGACAAUUUCAAAAGUCACCAUUUUGGCUCCCAUUUUUGGAGCUCCAAACACAGAUGGUAUUGACCCAGAUUCUUGUGAGGAUGUGUUGAUAGAGAACUCUUAUAUAUGUGUAGGCGAUGAUGCAGUAGCCAUAAAGAGUGGCUGGGAUCAGUAUGGAAUAGCAUAUGGGCGUCCAUCUACCAACAUAACACUUCGUAAUCUCACUGUUCGUUCUGUUGUGAGUGCUGGAGUAUCCAUAGGCAGUGAGAUGUCUGGAGGAGUUUCAAAUGUCACAGUUGACAACCUUAUUGUUUGGGAGUCACGACGAGGGAUAAGAAUAAAGACAGCCCCAGGAAGAGGCGGCUAUAUUCGCAAUAUCACCUAUCGGAAUGUGACUCUCGAUAAUGUUCGCGUUGGAAUUAUGAUCAAGACGGACUACAAUGAGCAUCCUGAUGAAGGCUUCGACCCAAAAGCCAUGCCUAUAAUUGCUAACAUAUCCUUCAGUGGGAUUCAUGGUCAGGGUGUUCGUGUUCCAGUUCGGAUCCACGGCAGUGAAGAUAUCCCUGUGAAGGGUGUUAGCUUCCAGGAUAUGUCUGUGGGUUUAACCUAUAAGAAGAAGCAUAUCUUCCAAUGCUCAUUUAUCAAGGGUCGUGUGAUAGGGCUCAUUUUCCCUUCACCAUGUGAGAACCUUGACCUAUACGAUGAACAGGGGAAUCUGGUAAAGCAGUCAGCGUCACAGAACAUCACCGACAUCGACUAUGACAUUUGACAUUCUUAUUAAAUUGGUGGUGGUACUGUUAGCCAUUACAUUGCUGAUAGAACUUCCUUAAAGCGUAUGUAUCAAGCUGUCCACUCCCAUCUUUGGCUUGUAUGAAUAGAGGUUUCUUUUGUUCAUAUUGUUGGUGAUGAAAUCUUCAGGUCCUUUGCAUGA